Messenger RNA from Fusarium redolens, 1136 nucleotides. RefSeq lists its product as uncharacterized. The transcript is spliced from 2 exons. Lineage: Eukaryota; Fungi; Ascomycota; Sordariomycetes; Hypocreales; Nectriaceae. The record is from RefSeq and is a predicted model, not a curated record. Bases 1 to 981 code for a protein of 326 amino acids.
AUGGACUCAUUGCCUCCAAAAGUGUAUUGGAUACUGAUAGAUUAUCUGUCUGUCAGUGAUCUACAUGGCCUGGUGAGCUGCAGCAGGUCAAUUCAGAAAAAGGUCAAACCUAUGCUUUAUCGUGUACUACGCCUUGAUUUCGACAAUGGAAACGUAAAGCCACAGACGCUGUUACUAUUAAGGACUCUAAUGCAUAGUCCGGAGCUCAUGAAUGAACUCUGUCUUGAAAACUGUGCAUUAGAACAUUUUGUCCCGGAAGAAUCCUGGAGGCUAAGGUGGCUUGAUCUUAGAUACUGCUCAGGUACCGAGAUGUUCAUGCAUAGGCUAUUAUCAGGUCACCAGCUGCAGCUUUUGAAAGUGCUUCGCCUUUCUGGGCGAUUGUCACGAAGAACAUUUCUUUCUUUGCUCGUUUCAUUGGAGGAGAAUCGUCGCCUAGAAGAGUUAUCUCUUCGCCUAGAAAGCCUACCCCAACUAGUAGGACAAGGAGGCUACGGCAAGUCGCUAGCUCCUUCGAAACUAGGAGACUCUUGCCAAAGAUUACGGUCCAUAAUUCUACGCCAUCUCGAAACCCAUGGGCCCAGGUUGCGAUCAGCCACAAUAGAUAUUCGACAGGAUAUAGAUUUCUGUAUGCCCUCUAUGCUAUUCACCGUUCAAGAUAUCAUGAGGAUAAUCAAAUCUUGUCCCUCUGUGGAGUUCUUAGGCUUACCCAUCGACUUUCAUGAUUUAUUCUCGAACCAAGCCAGGUCUAUAAAUUACCCAGUCAAACUCCAAGCACUGCAUCUGAGGGGAGAGUACGGCGCUUUCAGUGAGAUGGCUAAGAACACGACUACACUGGUUAACCUGUUCCAAGCACCUCCAAGCUUCCAAAUAUUUGUAGGUUAUGGCAAAAUGCUUAAAACCAUUCAUAUACCCUCCUCAGGGUAUCCGUUGUACUCAAGAGUUACCAAAAGUCAAAAAUCAAAUUAUUGCUUGGAUUUAUGAGCAAACAGGGUUCUGUAGGUUCCGCCAUUACUAGCCACGAGGUUUUGGAACGAAACGACGCCGUAGCGGUUAUUUCCAGAGGCCUAUGAAGAUACAGGCUGUCAUACCAUGCUGAAAAGGACAUGUGACAAACCAGGCAACAGCUAACGACAUCU